AUGUCGUCUUUGCAAGACAAGACGUCUGCGCACAUCCCUGCCAUAACGGGGGACAUCGCGUACGAAGACCCCUUUUUACGGCUCCCCGCCGCCCUCACAGGUUACAAAUCAGGCAUCCUCUCCUAUACGGCCUCCCUGGUCUCCACGUCUGUGGGCUUCCCGUUGGACUCCAUGAAGACGCGGAUGCAGACCCACCAUUUUGCGAACGCGUUCGCGUGCCUUCGAGCCACCGUGCACCACGAGGGCGUCCGCGGACUGUUCCGGGGUAUUGCUGCCCCGCUUAUCUCUACGGCCUUUGCUCGGUCGCUCGGAGUGUCUAUUUACACAGAGGCAAAGCCCAUAGUAAGCUUUUUGGGAGCCCCGAUCUGGGGCAGCCAUCCACUAAUCCACAGGACGGCCCCGGUAUCCGAUCAGCAGGCCCAGAUCGACAAGGUGGUCAACAACAUCCCGAUUGCUGUUUUGGCGGGUUCCAUCUCAGGCGCGGCGGUGUCUGUUUUUGCAUGCCCCUUCGAGCUGUCCAAGAUCUUCCAGCAGAUCCUCCUCCUGGUCAACAACUCUAAGGAAAAUGGCAAAGGACUCUACUCGGGCUACAGAUACCACCUCACCAAGGACGGCGUGUCCUCGGGACUUUUCUACGGACUCUACGAGACAGUCAAGCUAUUUAUCCAGACGAGGAACGGUCACGUGACCCAGAAUUCCGAGCUGCAGAAAACGAUCAACGUGCUGAGUGUGCCGAUUUCCGGGGCCGUGGCCGGGUGUUUCAGCUGGGUCCUGGUGUUCCCGGUUGAUACGAUCAAGUCGCAGUACCAGCGCGACGUGAUCCGCAACAUUCUGCGAGAGGUGGCUGGCCGCGACAAGCUGCCUGUGGUAGCGCCCAAAUUGCGAUGGCCCACGCGCGAGCUGUACCGGGGACUCGGACCCUCGAUCACGCGGUCGAUAGUGACCACCAUGAUAUUUUUCUCAAUUUUUGAGUACCUGAUGAAAAAUAUCGCCUGA
Ogataea angusta is the source of this 996-nucleotide messenger RNA. RefSeq lists its product as uncharacterized. The record is from RefSeq and is a predicted model, not a curated record. Gene Ontology annotation, biological process: transport. NCBI's taxonomy places the organism in Eukaryota, Fungi, Ascomycota, Pichiomycetes, Pichiales, Pichiaceae. Gene Ontology annotation, molecular function: transmembrane transporter activity. Bases 1 to 996 code for a protein of 331 amino acids. The transcript is spliced from 2 exons.